Molecule: messenger RNA, 5284 nt
Organism: Rhincodon typus (whale shark)
Lineage: Eukaryota; Metazoa; Chordata; Chondrichthyes; Orectolobiformes; Rhincodontidae
Gene: iqgap1
Product: IQ motif containing GTPase activating protein 1
Exons: 37
Coding region: 144-4973 (1609 amino acids)
Biological process (GO): regulation of GTPase activity; regulation of actin cytoskeleton organization
Cellular component (GO): cytoplasm; nucleus
Molecular function (GO): GTPase activator activity; actin filament binding; calmodulin binding
Source: RefSeq, a predicted model, not a curated record
GAGAGAGGGAGGAGAGGAAGGAAAGGAAGGAAACGCUGAAAGAGACUGAGAUACACGUACAGCAAAGUUCACCGCCCACCCUGCUGGAAAUCGGAGGCUUGGCGCUGUCCUUUCGUCGGGGUUAGGGGCAGAGAAAGUUGAGAAUGUCUACAUCAGACGAAGUGGAUGGGCUGGGGGCAGUCAGACCCCACUAUGGCUCUGUUUUGGAUAAUGAACGUCUUACAGCUGAGGAGAUGGAUGAACGGAGACGGCAGAAUAUUGCAUACGAAUAUCUCUGUCACCUGGAGGAAGCAAAACGGUGGAUGGAGGCAUGUUUGGAUGAGGAGCUGCCUCCAACAACAGAGCUUGAGGAAGGGCUGAGGAAUGGAGUGUAUCUUGCCAAACUUGGCAACUUCUUUAGCCCAAAGGUAGUGUCGCUCAAAAAGAUCUACGACUGUGAACAGACCAGAUAUAAGGCAACCGGGCUCCAUUUCCGCCACACAGACAACACCAUCCAGUGGUUUAACGCAAUGUCGAACAUUGGGCUGCCGAAGAUCUUUUACCCUGAAACUACAGACAUCUAUGACCGUAAGAACAUGCCCCGAUGUAUCUACUGUAUCCACGCUCUCAGUUUGUACCUCUUUAAACUGGGAUUGGCACCACAGAUUCAGGAUCUUUAUGGAAAAGUUGCUUUCACAGAGGAGGAGAUUAACAACAUGAAGACUGAGCUGGAGAAAUACGGGAUUCAGAUGCCAGCGUUCAGUAAGAUCGGGGGAAUUUUGGCCAAUGAACUGUCAGUGGAUGAAGCUGCCUUGCACGCUGCUGUCAUUGCCAUCAAUGAUGCCAUUGAGAAGGGUGUUCCAGCAGAGACUCUGGCAGCGAUGAAGAACCCCAAUGCCAUGCUGGUCAAUUUAGACCCAACACAAAGUGUGCAGUAUCAGGACACCCUGAGUGCUGCCAAGCAUGAGAAAAUGGCAAACGCCCGAAAUAAGGAUGUGCCUGGGAGCCCUCAGGAAGAGAGAGACGUUUAUGAAGAGCUCCUCACACAAGCUGAGAUCCAGGGAAAUGUAAAUAAAGUCAACUUACAGAAUGGCCUGAAGCAUGUAGAUGGAGCCCUGGAGCAACAAGAUGGGACAGCUCUCUACAACGCCCUGAAGUCACCAGCCUUAGGCCUGCGAGAUGUGGAGUUGGACAACUGCGACUGGUACCUCAAGCAGCUCUCCUGUGACAAACAGCUGAAAGCCCAGGAGCAGGGCUCAAAGGAGCCUCUGACGAAGGAGGAGUUACAGUUCGGAGUUGACCAAGCCAACCAAGAUGGUCAUCGGUUCAGGAGAAUGCUGGAGGCUAUAUCUCGAAUCAAUGCAGCGAUCCGUAAAGGUGUAGCAGAGGAUACAGUGACGGAGCUGAUGAACCGUGAUGCCCAGUUACCAGAGGCGUACCCUUUUGCUGCUGAGCUGUAUCAGCAGGAGCUCUCCACCCUGCAACAGCAAAGCCACCAGGGUAACCUAACACAUGCCGAGCUGGCUGUUGCUGUGGAGAUGUUAUCUUCUGUGGCACUGAUCAAUCGCACGCUGGAGGCUGGAGAUGUGAAUGGGGUGUGGAGACAGAUCCAGAACCCAGUGACAGGACUCACUAAUGUGGACGAUGGCAAUGCUCAGAGGUAUGUGGAUGAGCUGAUGAGAAUGAAGGCCAGGGCUCGAGCAGAGGGCAAUGAGUUUCUCACCUGGAACGACAUCCAGGGAUCGGUUGACCAGGUGAACGUGGUGGUCCAAGAGGAACAUGACCGAAUUAAGGCGAUUGGCCUGAUUAACGAGGCUGUGGAUGAAGGGGAUCCUCAGAAGACCCUGAACGCACUGCUCCUGCCGAGUGCCAAGCUUGCUGAUGUCUUGCCCCCAGUGGCUGAACAUUACCAGGAGACCCUCAUUCGAGCGAAGAGAGAGAAGGCUCAGAUCCGCAUUGUUAUUGGCAAAGAUCCAAACAACCUUGGUGCUUGUCCAGUUCCCUGCAGAGCUGCCUUUUCAAGCAGACUGCUUUUGGCUGGAUCGCUGGUUGUAGACCGUGACAAUGGCAGCCAUUGGGUCAGGCACUGGGUGAAGGGAGGUUACCAUUAUUACUACAACCUAGAGACAAAACAAGGAAGCUGGGAGCAGCCACCUGGGUUUGUCCAGAACAACACACAACUGAGCAAGGAAGAAAUCCAGUCAACGAUUUCGGGAGUGACAGCUGCCUAUAACCGAGAGCAGCUCUGGGUGGCCAAUGAGAGCCUCAUCACCAAGUUACAGGCACGUUGCCGAGGUUACCUGGUACGGAGAGAAUAUUCAGAUCGAAUGAACUUCCUAAAGAAACAGCAGCCAGCAAUCCUGACCAUUCAGUCUAACUGGAGAGGUUACAAACAAAAGCAGGCCUACAAGAAAAGGCUUCAGUACCUCAAACACAACACAGACUCUGCGGUGAAGAUACAGUCGUUGGUGCGGAUGCAGCAGGCCAGGAAGAAAUACAAGGAUCGGCUGAAGUAUUUCAAGGAUCAUGAAUCUGAUAUUAUUAAAAUCCAGGCAUUCAUCAGAGCAAACAAGGCCCGAGAUGAUUAUAAAACUCUGAUCAAUGCGGAGCAGCCUCCAAUGGUUGUGGUCCGGAAAUUUGUCCACCUGCUCGAUCAGAGUGACCAGGAUUUCCAGGAGGAGAUGGAAAUGAUGCGACUAAGAGAGGAAGUGGUUACUCGGAUCCGAUCCAAUCAGCAACUGGAAAACGACCUCAAUACAAUGGAUAUCAAGAUUGGGCUCCUGGUGAAGAACAAAAUCACAUUGCAGGAAGUAGUGUCGCACAGCAAGAAACUGACCCGGAAGAACAAAGAGCAGCUGUCAGACAUGAUGCAGAUCAACAAACAGAAAGGAGGCCUGAAGGCCUUGAGCAAGGAGAAACGCAUGAAGCUCGAGGCUUACCAGAACCUUUUCUACCUGCUCCAGACUAACCCCACCUACCUGGCCAAGCUGAUUUUUCAGAUGCCUCAGAAUAAAUCCACCAAGUUCAUGGACUCAGUCAUUUUCACACUCUAUAAUUACGCUUCGAACCAGAGAGAGGAGUACCUGCUGCUGAAACUCUUCAAGACUGCCCUCCAGGAGGAAAUCAAGUCAAAGGUAGAUCAACUCCAUGAGAUCAUCACAGGAAACCCCACCGUUAUUAAGAUGGUGGUCAGCUUUAAUCGUGGAGCACGAGGACAGAACGCUCUCCGACAGAUCCUGGCACCUGUUGUCAAGGAGAUCAUUGAGGAACGGUCGAUGAACAUCAAGACGGACCCUGUGGAUAUAUACAAGGCUUGGGUGAACCAGAUGGAGUCGCAGACAGGAGAGGCCAGUAAACUCCCGUACGAUGUCACACCAGACCAGGCACUCAGUCAUGACGAGGUCAAACAGAGACUAGAUGCAUCCAUCAAGAACAUGAGGGCAAUCACCGACAAAUUCCUAUCGGCCAUUGUUACAUCGGUGGACAAAAUCCCAUAUGGAAUGAGGCUGAUUGCAAAAGUCCUGAAAGAUUCCCUGCAUGAGAAGUUUCCGGAUGCUACAGAUGACGAGCUCAUUAAGAUUGUCGGGAAUCUGCUGUAUUACCGCUACAUGAACCCAGCCAUUGUGGCUCCUGACGCUUUCGAUAUCAUCGACAUCUCGGCUGGGGGUGGGGGCCUGACCACCGAUCAGAGAAGGAACCUGGGCUCCAUUGCCAAGGUCUUACAACACGCUGCCUCCAGUAAAAUGUUCGACAAGGAAAACUGCCACCUGGGCUCAGUAAACGAUUACCUCUCUCAGGCACACAUGAAGUUCAGACGAUUCUUCCAGGCUGCUUGUGAGGUUCCGGAGCUUGAGGACCGUUUUAACGUUGAUGAAUACUCAGACCUCGUGACCCUGACAAAGCCGGUGAUUUAUAUUUCCAUUGGAGAGAUCAUCAACACUCACACGCUUUUCCUGGAUCACCAAGAUGCCAUUGCUCCAGAACACAAUGAUCCCAUUCAUGAGCUGUUGGAAGAUCUUGGCGAAGUGCCCACCAUUGAGUCUCUAGUUGGUGAAGGGGUUUUGCAUGAAACGAAUAAAGAGCAGCUUUCCAAGACCGAGCUGUCCCUGACCCUCACCAACAAAUUUGAUGUGUCUGGGAGUGAGAACGAGGAGAUGAACGCACGCACUCUGUUGCUGAACACCAAGCGUUUGAUUGUCGAUGUGAUUCGUUUCCAACCCGGUGAAACUCUGACCGAGAUCUUGGAGACUCCAGCCUCUGCGGAGCAAGAUGCUGAUCACCAGCGAGCCAUGCAGAGGAGAGCUAUACGAGAUGCCAAGACUCCGGAGAAGAUGAAACGGAACCAGGUCCAGUUGGAGGAAAACCAGAUGUCUCUGAAGGAGAAGAAAGAGAGAAUUGAACAGAACUUGAAAAAGUUGGCAAGUCUGGGAAAAGUCAACCCAGUGAACAAGUACCAGGAUCUGAUCAAUGACAUCGCCAAGGACAUUCGAAACCAGCGGCGAUACCGGCAGAGGCGGAAGGCAGAGCUGGUGCGAUUGCAGCAGACAUACAGCGGCCUGAUCUCCAAAACUGCCUUCUUCGAAGAGCAGAUAGACUACUACAACCAGUACAUCAAGACCUGCAUGGACAACCUGGCCAGCAAAGGAAAAGUUUCGAAGAAGCCAGGAGAUGUUAAAGGAAAGAAAAGCAAACAGGUCUCGCAUCGAUACACGGCAGCAAGACUCCAUGAGAAGGGUGUUCUGCUUGAAAUCGAGGAUCUCAACAGCAACCAGUUUAAAAAUGUUAUCUUUGACAUCUGCCCAACAGAAGAGGUGGGUGACUUUGAAGUGAAGGCCAAGUUCAUGGGAGUUCAAAUGGAGACAUUCAUGCUGCACUAUCAGGAUCUCCUCCAGCUCCAAUAUGAAGGUGUUGCCGUCAUGAAGCUGUUCGACAAAGCGAAGGUUAAUGUCAACCUGCUGAUCUUCCUCCUGAACAAGAAGUUCUACGGGAAAUAGCGGGGACUUCACCCGCCCCUCGCCACUGGGGUCAAGAGCUCAAUGCCAGCGUCACGUUAUUGAACGAGGCUCUGAUGAGGGGCUGCCGUGCUUGUACUUCUCCCUUUUUGUUUAGGCUCUGUGCCAAUCAGAACUGAGCAUCUUUGAAGAGUGUAUCAGCACCAUCUGGAGCAGAGUCGGGUCAUUGGAGCAGGCGUGCAAUUCUAUAUGUAGUAUUAUACUGCUGGAACGUUUAUAGACUUGGUAUAUGCAUCAGUAGCUGUCUGUGUACUGCUUGAGGGGCAUAAACAUUAAAAAACACAACCUUUUCA